Messenger RNA from Diprion similis, 3638 nucleotides. It is a transcript of the gene Sfmbt, whose product is annotated as polycomb protein Sfmbt. Gene Ontology annotation, biological process: heterochromatin formation; regulation of DNA-templated transcription. NCBI's taxonomy places the organism in Eukaryota, Metazoa, Arthropoda, Insecta, Hymenoptera, Diprionidae. The transcript has 10 exons. The coding region runs from base 315 to 3173 and encodes 952 amino acids. Gene Ontology annotation, molecular function: zinc ion binding. The record is from RefSeq and is a predicted model, not a curated record. Gene Ontology annotation, cellular component: nucleus.
GGUGUGAAGUAGAUAGGUACAGGAACUCAAGGGAUUCCAACGGGAAGUGAAGAAUCGCAUGGUACGGCCCUGGCGUGUAAGGAGGGCGAUUGCGAUGGUGGGGAUGAAGCGAAUAGGCCUACCACGAAUGUUUUUCGCUAUUGUUCGGUGAUGUCGCGUAAAACAAUUUUUUAAGUGAAUCUCGGCAUACGGGUGAAAAUUUCAAUGAUAAUGUUCUUCGUGUCGAUCGGGAUGGAGUACCCACUGCGCGAGAAACACAGAUUGCGGUAAUACCGGGUAGAAAUCUCCAAAUAAACCCUCCGAAACCCUUUGUCAUGGACAUGCAGGCCUCCAAUGUAUAUACAUCCAUCCCUGGGAUGCCGGAGCUGGGGAUGGUAUGGAUGAGUGACAUGAUGAUGCAUGGGGAGCCAACACACGAGUUAAUGCUCGACCCGCGCCAACCAGAAAGCCCUUUUUUCUCUCAUGGAUCUCAUUCUUUCGACGAUCUGCGUAAUCAUCACAUGGGCCCGCCUACUAUGGUGCGAUAUUUGGCACCACAGUUUACUGCUGAAUGCUCAGAACCUGACGAAGCGAUGGAGGCUGUAGAUACUCAAGAAAUACAGCAUGAAUAUGACCCACAAACUGGGCCAGAGAUGAGCGAGUACAUGACUAUAGAGGAUUACAUGGCUGAUGGAGACCGUGAACAGGUGGUCACAAAUGCAGCUACGCAGACCCAAGACAAUCGAAACCGCAAAAUAAAACCUAUAAAACAUCCGGGCUUGGUCCUGAAGACUCCAAUUGCUUAUCAGCCACAUACAGAUUUAAACUUUAUACCUAUCCGUAAGGAUGGCAUUGCUGUGUGUGAAAAAUGUGGUGCAAUUGGUGUGAAACACGCGUUCUACACCAAGGAGCGUCGGUUUUGCAGUAGAGCAUGCGCCCGAUCUUCAGAGCACACUGCCCCUACAGCCGAUUCUACUUACAGUCCGUCACAUCCACAGCAACGCACUUCAAGUAAUCCUGCGUCACCAGAGGAUGUAAAAUCCAUUCCUAACGAGACGAUUCCUGAUGAAGAUGACAAGGAAUCAAGUGACUACUCCAAAACUGAGCUGGAAAAAGACAAAGUAGUCGCAGAACCUGCAAUGCCAGAAGAUCUUCCAGUGAGAAGAAAACGCACGGCUGAAAUGGCAGGUUCUUAUGAUUGGACCCAACAACUCACUGAGCCUGGAUUUUGCGCUGCACCAGUUUCGUGUUUCAAGCAUGCGCCAAUAUCCGAAAUAUGGGAUAAUAUAACAGUUGGAAUGAAAGUAGAAGUUGAAAACACGGACUGCGACGAGGUUUGCGAAGCAUUUCCAGAUUCCUUCUGGGUCGCAACUGUGCUUCGUAUCUCUGGAUACAGAGCACUGCUAAGGUACGAGGGGUUUGGUCACAACGCCGACAAAGACUUCUGGGUUUCGCUGUGCUCAAACGAUAUCCACCCUGUGGGCUGGUGUGCGACGAUCGGAAAGCCCCUAAUACCACCAAACACAAUAGCAAACAAGUACAAAGAUUGGAAGGAUUUUCUAAUGAGGCGACUGACUGGCGCUAGAACACUGCCAACAAACUUUUACAACAAGGUUAACGAUAGUAUGAAAUCUCGAUUCCGAUGUGGACUUCAUUUAGAAGUAGUGGACAAGAAUAGAAUUUCACAAGUGAAAGUUGCAACAGUGCAAAAAAUUAUUGGAAAACGUUUACACGUCAGAUACUACGACUCUUCUCCGGAAGAUAACGGAUUUUGGUGCCACGAAGAUUCACCUUUGAUUCAUCCUGUUGGAUGGGCAAGAAAAGUAGGACAAACUCUGGAUGCAUAUUCGGACUAUUUGGAGCGUGUUUCGCUAGAUCAAUUGUGCAAAGAUGAUGCAACGGACAGUUAUUUUUUGGCACAAAAGAAUCAUCAUUCACACCAAGGCUACACGUUUCGCGAAGGGAUGAAAAUCGAGGCUAUCGAUCCUCUCAACCUUUCUGCUAUCUGUGCAGCUACCGUGAUGCAAGUAUUAAAGGAAGAUUACAUCAUGAUUAGAAUUGAUAGUUACGACGAAGACGCCAGCGGCGCGGAUUGGUUCUGUUAUCACUCGUGUUCACCUUGUAUUUUCCCAAUUGGUUUUUGCGCACAACACGGAUUACCGCUAACACCUCCGAAAGGCUACGAUCCAACUUCGUUCACCUGGGAUGCAUACCUGGCUGAAACCAAUAAUAUCCCUGCACCUGUUCAACUUUUCAAUAGGGAAAUUCCACAGCAUGGAUUCAUUGAAGGAAUGCGACUAGAAGCUGCUGAUUUAAUGGAUCCUCGAUUGGUGUGCGUAGCUACAAUCACUAGGGUAAUUGGCAGGCUAUUAAGGGUACACUUUGAUGGAUGGGAGGAUGAAUAUGAUCAAUGGCUAGAUUGUCAUAGUCCAGACAUUUACCCUGUCGGGUGGUGUGACCUCGUGGACCAUAAGCUAGAAGGGCCCCGUUUGCUUGGCAAAAACACUAGUCCUACUGUAAAAUCACCAAGAGGCCUUAAACGUAAAAGUAAACGAAAACCGAAGAAGGGGGGUAAGGUGGCAUGUGCCAAAAGUAUUUUACUCCGGCAAAGUAGUAGAAUGGAAACUCGUGAUCGUGAGAGGGAACCGCAACCAGCACAAGGUACUAAAAUUGAGAGAGAACGAGAAUUAGAGAGUUUGCCGGAAGAGGGAGGCAGAGAGCCAGAAACAGCUCAGGAACCGGCCGGACCUGACCAAACAUUGCCAAGUCCUACUACUGGCCAAGGACAUGCUGAAAGCGAAACACGCAGCGAAGUCCAAAAUUUGAUCCCACCCAAGGGGAGAAUUGCUACAUCUUAUAUUAACGUAACUUCAGCCAACAAUAAAUUUAUUCCACGGCUAGCGGAUGGCCUGCAAAAGAAUUCGGAUUUAGGUGAUUUGGUGCCUGCUGAAUGGAAUGUCUUCGACGUCGCGCAGUUCCUUCGUGUCAACGAUUGUGCCACUUAUUGUGACAAUUUUAGUAAGCGUAAAAUAGAUGGAAAGGCGUUGCUCACCUUGACUAAAGAUCAAAUUAUAGAUCUAACUGGUUUUAAAGUUGGGCCUUCUCUGAAGAUAUUUGAUCUUAUUCAACAAUUGAAAAUCAAAGUGAAUCCAGCUCAGGAACGGUUGAAACUAGGACUGAAAAAAUUAUUAUAACAAAGCUAGGUUAAUAGCUCAUCUUCAAUAAGUUUAUUAGUUUAGGAUAAACAUGGAUUUACAAAGUAGGCAUCUGAGAAAAAAGUUUGUUCCUUGCACAAGUAAACCGAUAUGAUUUGCAAAUUUACGGUGAUAAUGAUUUUUCAUACACACGGAAAUCUUAAUUUAGCAGUGAAACAUGUUAAUUUGUUUGUGGUUCUCAGUAUGAAUUCAUGCAAACACAAGCGCUGCAUCCAUUAUGGAAGAUUGUUAUCAAUGAUUGGAUAAAAUUCUUGACUGUAAUUAACCGGCUUUUGCUAUAAUGUAAUUGAAGUUCUGUAUCUGCUAGCACUUUCCGAAUUCCCGCACGUGCUUUCAUCAUACUUACAAUUAGUGCUCAAUUCUAUGGCAAAGUAUACACGCUGAGAAAUGAUAAAUGGACAUGUUGAAUCAUAACAGUACAGAAAUCAUUACGAAAUAUUUAAA